GAGUCCUGUCCUCGUGUUCCAAUGUGUGCAUCGCCAUGUCAUUUGCCUAGACUGUUUCCAUUUGUACUGUGUGACUAUGCUGAAUGAUCGUCAGUUCACCCAUGACACAGAGCUUGGCUAUUCCCUGCCUUGUGUAGCUGGCUGUCCAGAUUCCUUGAUUAAAGAGCUUCAUCACUUCAGGAUUCUGGGAGAAGAACAGUACAACCGCUACCAGCGCUAUGGGGCCGAGGAAUGUGUUCUGCAGAUGGGAGGAGUGCUGUGCCCAACUCCUGGCUGUGGAGCAGGUUUGCUUCCUGAACCAGGGCUGAGGAAAAUUGUGUGCGAACCAGGCAACGGAAUAGGCUGUGGG
Messenger RNA from Acanthisitta chloris (rifleman), 349 nucleotides. RefSeq names its product E3 ubiquitin-protein ligase parkin-like. The annotation marks the transcript as partial. The transcript is spliced from 3 exons. The record is from RefSeq and is a predicted model, not a curated record. Gene Ontology annotation, cellular component: mitochondrion; cytosol. Gene Ontology annotation, molecular function: ubiquitin-protein transferase activity. Lineage: Eukaryota; Metazoa; Chordata; Aves; Passeriformes; Acanthisittidae.